ACCGAAUGAAUGAUACAUCAAGGUACAGCACCGGAGUGGCCCUGAUCACGACAGGCAUUGUGGGGGAACACAAGUAAUCCAGGGACUGGCAGAAGCGAUGUAUUGCAGCUGAUGUUCGCCAAGCGCGGGUUCCUAAAUGCGCCAGCGGGGUCUGCCGCACAAGGCUCGUCGGCACCAAGCCCGUCAGCGACUCCAUUCGCAGCUUCAUCGACGAGUGCGACCACCCAGCAUCAAGGCGACAAGGACGCAUUCCACAGUCUCAAGCCAGCAUGCGUAAAGGUUCUCAAUCUUUCCAAGCAACCUGCUUCGCUCGAGCUCGCGAAAGCACUGCAUGAUCUACGCCUCAAGCUCCAAGGCGCUAUCUCUCACCGAUGUGCUUACCCACAGACUGGGCCUUUGUCGCCUUCCUUGAUCAACUACAUAUUCUACCCGCUCGCAGAGCUUCUUCGCUAUUCAUUGACCGCAAGUUCUCAGCCAAACCCUGCUUCUGGGUCCUCGUCGAAGCGAUCCGACCCUAGCGAUGCAGCGCAAGAACACUUAUUUGGCUGUCUCGAGCUUCUCUGCAAUUACUGGUGGCACAGCUGGGCGGAAGAGCCGGCUACUAAAGCAUGGCCCAUCUUCGAGCAACUGCUGCUGUUAGGCACACUCACCCUGUCCCGAGCCGCAUCAUCAUGGCUACCUCCCCCUCCAGGUGCCAAGGGGAAAGCAGCUUCCAAAAAGCCCAGCGAAGAGACACUUGGCGCAAUAUGCCGCUUUCUGCUGGCGAUACUCAAGCCCCGCAGCAAGUUAUUGACAACGACAAGAGCAAAAGAAGAAACUCCUUCCAGCGCACAACUUUCGGGUGAGGAUUGGGAGUGGGACGGGGAGUCUGAGCUUCCAAGCCUCGAAACAUUCGACCCAGAGGAAAAGGUUGUCGAAAAGAGAAACCACACGAUGAAAGAGGAACACUCAGCCAUGGCCGACCUUGUCAAGCUGCAACUUCCUCAUCAGGUUUAUCCCACUCGUAACCACCGUGACUCUGUCAUGAAAGACGUAAAGUGCAAGAACGCGCUCGCACAGGUGAUUGGGAUGACUGGAGAGCUAGCAUGUGACACCUCAGCAGGUCUUAAUCUCCGUGCGUCAGCUGUGAAUCUCCUCCGAACGGUUGCGCUCACAUGGAUGGCAGGCGCAACGGUGGUGGAAGUGGGGGACGAUGUCAUUGUCCGAUCGAUGCUAUCGGAUGAGCUCAUUGGCUCUGAUUUUUCGAUCUAUCGGCACAUCGUGGGCAAGGAAAAGUCUCGCUCCAUGUGCGCAGAUCUGGCGCCGGUGCUGCCUGGCCUUGUCUCGACUCUCAAUCGCCUUCUUCUAGGCAAGCCGCCAUCCUCGGCCCGAGAGCAGACGUCCACAGGAUCGGAACAAGCGCGGAAAGGCCACUUGCCGGGACUGAUCGCGUCUGCGACACUUGACGCUCUCCGACAAAUAUUGUGUAUCUCGAUCAACGACAUCGCACUCACAGACAACCUCAAGGACCUGGCCGGGAACAGGGAAGGAGAAGUCGCUCCUUCUGGUGGUGGCAAGGUAAGGCUGAAAGGCAUGCGCCAGACCAUCGCAAACGUGCAACUAGUGCUCGACUCGCUUGGCCUCUUUACCGAGCACGACAGCGUGGCCGUACAACAGUCUGUGGCGGCAAUGUCGUGCCUACUGAUGCACGAGUGCUACAAGUCACUCUCUGUAAAGGCCCAGUCCAUCACUGAGGACCAUGCCGGGUUGCAGAAUGACGAGUUCCACACCCCACAAGUGCUCAUCCGAUGGCUGCUCGACCUUGCGGACACAUCGCGUGCCCACGCAGUAUCUUCUUCUGCUAAACAUGCCAUCUCUCGACUGCUGAGAGCUCAUCAGGCGCAAAUUAGAAGCCUGACCUUUACCUUUCAGGCAGAGCUCGCGGCCGGACUGGAGCAGCUCACCACCAAAGUCCGUCAACAGCACGAUAAUGCUGUCAGUCUCUUAUCAAGACGCAUAGCUACGAUCAUGGACUUAGCCCCACUAGCAGCCAGUGAAAGCCGACAAUACGCAAACGAGCUCGCACUGCUGCUCUGCUCGCGGGAAAGCAUUUCGACGUGGAUCUCUCGUCUGAUCAGCGGCUUCCAGCUCGAUCUGUCCCAGACCAUUCGCGAAGAGCAAACUCAAGAUGCAAGACACUCUCUUGCGAAGAUUGCGGGCCUGGAUGAGCGCGCAUCCAAAGGCUUUACCGCUAUGCUCGCAUCCAUCGGAGCAUGUCUGGCGGAGAUGAGCUUGCGGUUGGAUCUGAAGCAAGAGGCUUACAGUCCAGAGCCCUUGAUCAUGGAGCUUCUGCGAGAGGUCGAUCGAUUCUACACGCUCAAGUCAACGGACGCGCUAGCACGUUCGCUCUCAGCCUUGCUCAUCGUAGAGAGAACUCUGGCAGGAGUAGAGAUGGUGCUCAAUCAUGAGCGUGUCGCAAAACUUCGAUCUCCACAGCGCAAGCGCGCCCAAAAGCUAGUUUCAAAGCUGUCUAAAGAAGCUACGCUGCUUGUCACUCAACUUUUCAACGCCAAAGAUGAAGAAGAAGAGAUCGCGGAUGAUACUCCGAUCAAUGUUGCCCAAGCUCCUCCAUCGGACCAAUCUUUGCAAUCGCUGCGAGAUCAAUUGCCGACUGAGACACCCCUUCGAUCCCACGAAAAAGGCAUGGCUCAGCUUUCAUCGAACCUCGCAAAAGCAAGCAUUGAAGAGUACGCUUCUGAAUCACCUUUGGAUCUAGCAUUCGCAUUGGCGGCAACCAUCGACUCUGGCACGAUUAAAGACGUGGCCAGGACACCACCAGAGCAGUUAGGGGAAAUGUCGCGUUGGUUUCAGAUCCUCCUCAACAACGUAAUUGGACAUCUCAGCGCUAUGCAUGGUCCACGCUUUCAAGGCGCGAUGAUGCAUGUUCUGUAUCCAGUUGUGCGAGGCCUAGCAGCAUCAGACGACGACUUACGACAGUCCUCACUCGUCGCCAUUGCACGCAUGAGUCGUGCGCUUGACCACGCAGAUGUGAAAGAGUUCAUCUGGGAGAACGCAGACUACAUUAUGGGGCAAGCUGUGCAUGCGCUGCGAUCCGGUAUCCCGCGCAGUACCGCAGAAGCAGAGUCAAAGAGUGAGAUGCUCGCCUCUCAGGCCGGCCCACUUGUAAUGGUACAGGUGAUGCGUCUCCUGGGCUCCGAAGCAGUCGUUCUCCUGCACGAUGCUGUGGAUGAGCUUCUGGACGCACUCGACAGGUUCCACGGGUACGCGCAAUACACAUCUAGCUUGCUCUCCGUUCUCACAGGCGUCGUACAAGUGGUCAUUUCGGAGUCUGCAACAAUUCCCAAAGAGCAUUCAGUCAAGCCUAGGCCAAGGCCGACAGAUUCUCAGCAGCUCGAGCUGCUGCGUCGCCUCCUGAAAGGCUCGCCGAAUGACGCUGCAGGCGCAGACCCGGAGCCAGUAGGGGAGCCAGCAAAGCCUGACGGUGCCACGAAGGAGGAUGAGAAGGAGGCGCGCCUGGCCCAGGUAGUGUCAGAGGUGAUGGAGCGAGCUAUACCAUUUUUGUCCCAUCCUUCGGCGUAUCUACGCGUUCAGGCACUGCAGCUACUCUCGCAGGGAAGUCUGGCUUUAGCCAGUCGCGGUAAUUUCGAAAGGCUCAUGCCGGUCGUCAAUCGCGCGUUUCCCCUGGUUUUAGCCAGGAUCGGCGGCCGUCAAAGUCGCCUGCACGUUGAUGACGAGGAUCUCGCAGUACAAGUUCAAGGGCUUUCGCUUCUGCAGACAUGGUCCAGGACGACACCAGACUUCCUCACCAGAAGGUUCAAUGACGAGGCAUGGCCCCGUAUCAAAACCCUACUCGACAGUCUUCUGCAGUCGCAAGCCAAAGCCACACCAAUAGCCGAGAAGGGGGCACUUAUCAAGGCCGAGCAUGACGAGCGUGGCAGGCGCCGAACGCUUUUGCUUGCGCUUAUCUCUCUGCUGCAUGGCCUCGUUUCCGGCGCGGCUCAUCGGUUUUCACCUACGGCGAUCUGGGAACUCUGUAGUCAUCCCGUGCUGCUUACUGCGCUCCCCAUAUCUGUCGCAGAGGAGGUGCGCAGCCCAGUAAUCUCGCUCUUCAGGGAGCUGUCCAAGCAGAAUUCUGGUGCAGUUUGGGCGAGCCUCAAUGUUGCAAAUGGGCGACUGUCCGAAGGAAUAUGCCGGCCUCAUGAUGUGGUGAUCACUGAGGAAUUGCCUUUUUUGCAUGUACUUUCACCAAACUAGCUGCAUCUGGUUUCUGAUGUGGAGAGCAAAUGUAUUGACUAUGCACACAUGUUUCG
Messenger RNA from Tilletiaria anomala UBC 951, 4310 nucleotides. RefSeq lists its product as uncharacterized. The coding region runs from base 112 to 4254 and encodes 1380 amino acids. The transcript has 2 exons. NCBI's taxonomy places the organism in Eukaryota, Fungi, Basidiomycota, Exobasidiomycetes, Georgefischeriales, Tilletiariaceae. The record is from RefSeq and is a predicted model, not a curated record. Gene Ontology annotation, biological process: chromatin remodeling. Gene Ontology annotation, cellular component: cytoplasm.